This is a messenger RNA of Cynara cardunculus var. scolymus (artichoke), 3617 nucleotides long. RefSeq names its product pentatricopeptide repeat-containing protein At2g26790, mitochondrial-like. Lineage: Eukaryota; Viridiplantae; Streptophyta; Magnoliopsida; Asterales; Asteraceae. The record is from RefSeq and is a predicted model, not a curated record. The coding region runs from base 424 to 2787 and encodes 787 amino acids. The transcript has 5 exons. Gene Ontology annotation, molecular function: protein binding.
CUGUGACUCGUGUUCUCUGUCGCUCCACUUCGUCUCCUCCAUUUCUAUACUCCUUGCUACUGUUGCCCUCGUGUCUCCUAUCAAUCUCGCAGUUCCAUGGAGGACUGAGACACAGUGGAGGUUUGUACCGAAAGAGGCUAUGGAGGUUUAGGGAAUAUGUAUCAAGAUCCAAGGGUAAUUCAUUUUGUUUUAGGAGCAGAAUCUGAAUAAGCUAGAAUAAAGCAGACGGCUGCCAGCAGGGAGGCCUGAAGAGAGGUGUAUGGUUGUUUUUUAAUGGCUUAGCAAAAUUCCAAGCUAAUUCAACCAAACUCUUUUUCUCUCUCUCAAGGCUUGUACGCUGACUUUGGUUUCAUUUUUGGAGUUCCUGAAAGGAGCUGAGAGAACGAUCAUUUCCAUGUUCUUAGAGAUUAGACCUUAAAUCCCAUGUGGUCUCCUCUUACCAGGUUAGCUUCUUGCCGUAAUUUUGUAAAAUAUUCCUUAAACCUCCGAUUGAAGUCUGUUUCAUCGUUUUCCCAUUUAACUUGCUCAGACUUGUCAGAAUCAUCUUCGGAUGAAAACAAUACCAAUUUGUCCCAUCAUCCGCUUGAAAAACUCGACAAGUUUGAAGUUGUUGAAACCUUGCACAAGUUACACAGAGAACCCGACAUUGCAUUGUCAUAUAUUACCCAAUUAAAAGAAUCCGGUUUUAAACAUGAUGUUGUAACUUAUAUGGCAAUUGUUCGACUUCUGUGUGAUUGGGGUAUGGAUAUGAGAUUAUAUAAUGUGUUUAUGGAUGUUAUAAAGGAUAUAGAUGGGGAAUUUUUUAGUUUUGGAAUUUCGGACUUGUUUGAAGCAUUGUUAGAGGAGAUAAAGGCGGAUGGACCAAAAAAAUUGAUAAAAGCUGUUGAUCUGUUCGUUAAGGUGUAUUCAAGUGUUGGAAGGUUUGAGGAGGCUAUAGAUACGUUGUACAAGAUAAGGAGAGGUGGACUUGUCCUGUCAACACAUACAUGUAAUUAUCUAAUGAACCAGUUGAUUGAGAGGGGCAAAAUAGAUAUGGUAGAGUCCAUUUAUAAACAAUUGAAGAGGAAAGGUUUGGUUCCAAAUGUAUAUACAUAUGGGAUUUUAAUUAAAGGACUUUGCAGGAAGGGUUGUUUGGAAGAAGCUUUGGAUGUCUUUAGACAAAUGGGCGAAGCUGGUGUGGAGCCUAAUGCUUUCACUUUUGGCACCUAUAUUGAUGGGCUUUGCUCAAAUAGAAAAGUUGAUUCAGCCUUUCAGUUAGUAAAAACUUUAAGGGAGUCAAAUACACCAGUCAAUGUUUUUGCUUACACUUCCAUCAUUCGAGGUUUUGUGAAAGAGUUGAAGCUAGAAGAUGCAGAAGUUGUCUUGCUUGACAUGAAGCAUGCAGGAGUUGUCAUUGAUGCACAUUGUUAUUGUGCCUUAAUUCAAGGGCAUUGCCAGAUUUUGAAUAUCAAUAAGGCCUUAGCUCUCCAUGAUGAAAUGGAAUCGAUGGGUAUUAAAAGCAAUUGUGUGAUUGUGAGCUCAAUUAUGCAAUGUUUGUGUCGUUUGGGCAUGCUGGCUGAAGCUGUAUACUGGUUCAUGGAUUUUAUGGAAUCAAGAAUUUUUCUUGAUGAAGUCUCAUUUAAUAUUGCAAUUGAUGCAUUAUGUAAACUCGGCAAAAUGGAUGAGGCCGUGGUAUUGCUACAAGAGAUGAAAAAUAAGAAAAUGGAGCCAGAUGUUGUGCAUUACACCACUUUGAUCAAUGGCUAUUGUCUCCAGGGAGAACUUUGGAAUGCAUUUGAAAUUGUUGAGGAGAUGAAGGGGAAUGGCUUGAAACUAGAUAUUAUCACUUAUGAUGUGCUUGCUGGUGGGUUGUCAAGAAGCGGCCUUUUCGAGGAGACAAUUGGUCUUCUACAUGACAUGCGGGCACAAGGUUUAGAACCUACCAAUGGUACAUAUAGCGUGAUCCUUAUGGGCUUAUGUAAGGGGGGAAAGGUGAAAGAAGCCGAACUUUUUUUCAACAGUCUUGAAGGGAAAAAUUUAGAUAACUAUGCUGCAAUGAUGAAUGGAUAUUGUGAAGCAAACAAUACUAGAAAUGCUUUUGAACUUUGGCUGUCCAAUCAAGGGCUUAUUGUGAAAAGGGCUUCUUGCUUGAAACUUCUAAGCUGCCUUUGUGCAGAAGGUGAAACUGAAAGAGCUCUGACACUAUUUCAAGCACUCGAGGCAUCAGGUCCUUGUAAGAUGAUGUACAGUGAACUUGUAUAUUUGUAUUGCCGUGUUGGAGAUAUGAGAAUGGCUAGGUGGGUUUUUGAUAAAAUGAUUCUGAAAGGAUUGACACCGGAUGUCAUUACCUACACGAUGAUGUUAAAUGGUUAUUGCAGAAUCAAUUGCUUGAAGGAAGCUCAAUAUCUUUUUAAUGAUAUGAAAAAUAGGGGUAUCAAACCUGAUAUCAUCACCUACACAGUUUUGCUUCAUGAACGGUGUAGAGGGGAUGAUGUGUUGAUCUUGAGUGAAAUCAUGGAGGCGGGUUUAAUUCCUGAUGUUAUUUGCUACACUGUUAUGAUUGACAGGCGUUGUAAAUCAGGCAACCUACGAGAUGCUAUUGACCUCUUUGAUGAAAUGAUAGAUAAAGGUCUCCAACCAAAUACUGUGACAUACACGGCUCUUGUAUGUGGUUAUUGUUCUCAGGGAUAUAUGGAGAAGGCUGAAACACUUGUUGAUGAGAUGAUAUCAAAGGGGAUCCAGCCUAACUCGCGAACAAUGAUAGCAUUAAAUACUGUGAAGGCCAAGAAAAUGCAAUUUAAGCGUUAAAACUCCUCUUUACAGGGAUAUAAGGAGAAGGCUGAAACACUUGUUGAUGAGAUGAUAUCAAAGGGGAUCCAGCUGAACUCACGUGCAUAGAUAGCAUUAAAUACUGUGAAGGCCAAGAAAAUGCAAUUUAAGUGUUGGAGUUCUGUGAUCAUACAUCACCACCACAUCGGUGAUUAUCCCAAACCCGCCGGCGCAACUUGUGGUUUGAUCUAUUAUUACAACUCCGACUACUUCACCAAAGAUAACGGGACUAGCGAGUCCAUACAUGCUUAUACACAAACUUGUUCAUUUGUGAGGCUGGAUCUUCAAUAAGCAGCUGCUGGUUGCUACUCUUCUGCUCUCACUUUCCAGAAAUAUCAUGUCUUGUUAUUGGUUGUGGAACUCCAUAAUCUCCCGCGGAUGAUAUCGAGUUGAGUAGUUGGUUCGCCAUGCUCGUAUGCAUUUACCAGUUACCACAAUCAUGGAAAAAGGGCCAUCAGCAAGAAUUAUGAUUGCUUGGAUAUCCUGGGGUUCGAGUGUCUGAAUGUUACAUGGUUUUGGCUGGGAUGAGAAAGCCACUGAUGAAAGGUAAAGUCCUUUUUUUGAAGUAUAUAAUAUCUAUACAAGGCAAAUACUCGUGCCCACUCCUCACAUUUGGCGAUGUUUGACCCCUUGACCUUUUGAAAGGUCGGGUUCUACCGGUAACCCGAGAGUAAAGUUAUCGUUUCUUCAUAACCGGUUGACAUUAGCAACAACUGACAACUCCUGUAAUUAUCUUUUUGAUACAUUUUGAUUCAUAUUAAUUCUUUGACACCAAUAACAAUUUCUUCAAUAAACUAUGUGUGGAUUUU